AUGGCCGACGACUUUGAUUCAGGGAAUCUCUUCCAGGAUCCGGAAGGAUAUUAUCCCGAGGAUGCACCCCCUACUUUUGCCGAGCAUGGCAUGUUGUCCGGUCAAAAGGUCCGGGUUCGUCUCGUCGGAGACCAUCCUCUCUAUGGAAAUCUGCUUUGGAAUGCGGGCCGCACCAGCUCGCAUUACAUUGAAGAACAUACCGAGGAUCUCAUCCGCAACAAGGAUGUUCUCGAGAUCGGGGCAGCGGCAGGCGUCCCCAGCAUCGUGAGCGCGAUUCAAGGGGCACGCACCGUCGUGUUGACCGACUACCCUGACCCAGAUCUCGUUUCAAACAUGCAAUAUAAUGCCGAUCUGUCUGCCGGUGUCAUCCCACCCAGAGAAGAUGGCCUGCGUCGCCUUCAUGUGGACGGCUACAAAUGGGGUAGCGAUGUGGCCAAGUUGCGCGCGUAUCUACCACCUGCUGCUGAUGGCUCCCCUGGGCUAUUCGAUGUUCUCAUCAUGGCCGAUGUGGUGUACAGCCACCGCGAGCAUCCGAAUCUGAUCAAAACCAUGCGGGAGACCAUGAAGAAGAGCGCCGACUCUGUCGCUCUGGUCAUCUUCACUCCCUAUCAACCUUGGCUUUUGCCCAAGACCGAGCAGUUCUUCCCUCUGGCUGAGGCUAGUGGGUUCACAGUGACCAAGAUCUUCCAGAAGGUGGUUGAUGCAGUUCUUUUCGAAAAGGACCCCGGUGAUGAACAACUACGAAGAACCGUGUUCGGAUAUAAAAUUCGGUGGUCACCAGAGGAAUUGGCCUCUGAGGCAUUUAUAGAUGCGGGGUCACAUGCCCCGCAGCAAAAAAAAGUUCGCCGAAACAAACCGCAACAACCAACAAUGCCGCUCGUCAUUUUAACCGGUUACCCAUGUUCGGGUCUCACCCUUCGCGCCAACCAGCUCGCAUCUUCGCUGGAAAAACACCAAGAUGAAAUAUUCGCCGCCGCCGAAGCAGGCACGCCAGUGUCACUGAAGUCUCGAUACAAGGUUCACGUUGUCGCAUCGCAUGACUCCUCCCAUCCUCGAAUCGUGUACGACCAUGCCCGCACGGAGAAGGAGGCACGUGGAGUUGCGUACGCGCGAGCCAAGCGCGUGCUCAAGCGAGACAGCAUCGUCAUUCUCGACGGAAUGAACUAUAUCAAAGGAUGGAGAUAUCAGCUUUGGUGUGAGGCAAAGGCCGCGCAAACUACAUGCUGUGUGGUACAUGUCGGAACACCCGUCGACCAAUGUGUCGCCAACAACGACGCCCGCUUGCGCCGAGAUGCCAACAAAGACGAUAGUACACCAGAAACCACUGAAAACACACAAACCUCUGAUACCGAGGAGGCAUACCCUUCCGAACUACUGAACAAUCUUAUCUUCCGCUACGAAGAGCCAAGUACACAUAGUCGCUGGGAUAAGCCCCUCUUCACAGUCCCCUAUGACGACCCCGAGCCCCCAGUAGCAGACAUCUUUGAAGCUCUCACGGGUGUGGCUCUUCCCACCGAAAAACCAACCCUCCCCGCCCUCACUACACUCGCCCCCGCCAUCUCCGACGCAGCCAGCACAACAACAGGUGGCCCAAGAGGUGGUCGUCUGUCAACCCGUCCUCGGAUCGUCCCUCACCAAGCGACUGUUCAGUCGAGCGUUACAGAUCCAAAUGCAAUGUACGCAAUGGAAAAGCGUACCUCAGCCGUCGUGACUGCAAUUCGCAACUUCACAAGCACAUAUCCAACCGCAGAUAUUGCUCUUGCUCAAAGCGACGUCGCCGAUGGAGUUUCUAUCUCCGUGCCGGAUGUUACUACUUCCAUUUUCUUGCCGUCACAUAUUGUUCUAUCGGGUACAACGGAGGAGCUGGCUGGAGCGGGUGGUGUUCUUGCACUGCCACGGUUGCAGAGGUUGAGGAGGCAGUGGAUCAGUUUGAAUAGGGCCUAUAUCGGCCGGGGAGCGGGUGCAUUAGCCGCAGAGCAGAUUGGGGAUGCGUUUGUUCGAUUCCUUAAUGCGGAGUUCUCGGGCGCUGCUGGGGAGGCUGAAGAAUAA
Penicillium olsonii is the source of this 2049-nucleotide messenger RNA. Lineage: Eukaryota; Fungi; Ascomycota; Eurotiomycetes; Eurotiales; Aspergillaceae. The record is from the annotation of a GenBank genome assembly.